AUGAGCAACAUUCACAGAAGGACAAUCCCCCGUGUGGGGCCUAAAGGCAGUAACAACAUUGACAAUGGUGUUCUUCAGAAAGAACUACUAGAAGAACAGAAACAAGAGAUCUACGAGGCGUUCUCAUUAUUUGACAUGAAUAACGAUGGACAUCUAGACUUCCAUGAAUUUAAGGUCGCUUUACGAGCUCUUGGGUUUGAAAUGGAUAAGAGAGAUAUCUUGGAUAUCAUUGAUAAAUAUGAUACUGAAGGACGCCGGCUAAUUUCUUACGAUGAUUUCUAUCUAGUGGUUGGAGAGAUGAUUUUACAGAGAGAUCCAUUAGAUGAGAUUAAAAGGGCAUUUAGGCUGUUUGAUGACGAUCACACAGGGAAGAUAAGCAUUAAGAACCUAAAACGUGUGGUGAAGGAGUUGGGUGAAAAUCUCACUGAUCAGGAGCUCGCAGCUAUGAUAGACGAAUUUGAUUUGGAUGGAGAUGGAGAAAUAAAUGAAGAAGAAUUCAUUGCGAUCUGCACUGAUAACUGA
Molecule: messenger RNA, 522 nt
Organism: Eremothecium cymbalariae DBVPG#7215
Lineage: Eukaryota; Fungi; Ascomycota; Saccharomycetes; Saccharomycetales; Saccharomycetaceae
Gene: CDC31
Product: centrin
Exons: 1
Coding region: 1-522 (173 amino acids)
Biological process (GO): spindle pole body duplication
Cellular component (GO): mitotic spindle pole body; half bridge of spindle pole body
Molecular function (GO): calcium ion binding; microtubule binding
Source: RefSeq, a predicted model, not a curated record